Cylicostephanus goldi is the source of this 234-nucleotide messenger RNA. Lineage: Eukaryota; Metazoa; Nematoda; Chromadorea; Rhabditida; Strongylidae. The record is from the annotation of a GenBank genome assembly.
AUGGCACUGCUAUUCGAUCCACAUUUUACGCUUCUACGAGAGGAUCAAAGCGUUAAAGUGUUCAAUGUGUUAUUAGUGAUCUCUCAGUGUCUAGGAGGCUUGGCUAUACUGAUGGUGGCAAUAUGGAUGGGUGGUUAUGAAGACGGUUUUUCAUGGACUGAAGAUCCAGAGCGCGAAUUCCAUUAUCAUCCAACGUUUAUGGUUAUGGGCAUGGUAAAUGACAUCGGCUAUUGA